Cavia porcellus (domestic guinea pig) is the source of this 1653-nucleotide messenger RNA. Its product is annotated as class I histocompatibility antigen, Gogo-C*0203 alpha chain-like. Gene Ontology annotation, biological process: antigen processing and presentation of endogenous peptide antigen via MHC class Ib; immune response; antigen processing and presentation of endogenous peptide antigen via MHC class I via ER pathway, TAP-independent. Lineage: Eukaryota; Metazoa; Chordata; Mammalia; Rodentia; Caviidae. The record is from RefSeq and is a predicted model, not a curated record. The transcript is spliced from 8 exons. Gene Ontology annotation, cellular component: external side of plasma membrane. Bases 83 to 1321 code for a protein of 412 amino acids. Gene Ontology annotation, molecular function: peptide antigen binding; signaling receptor binding.
UCCUAACGCAGCCAAUCAGAGUCGCCGAAGGUCCUUUUAUAAGUCCGCACAGAGGGCCAGGAGCUCAGUCCUCUACCCCCGGAUGGCGGAGGUGGCCCCCCGAACCCUCCUCCUGCUGCUGUCGGGGGUCCUGGUCCUGACCGAGACCCGGGCGGGCUCGCACUCCCUGCGCUACGUCUACACCGCGGUGUCCCGGCCCGGACGCGGGGACUCGCGCUUCUUCACUGUGGGCUACGUGGACGACACGCAGUUCGUGCGCUUCGACGGUGACGCCGAGAAUCCCAGGAUGGAGCCGCGGGCGCCGUGGAUGGAGCGGGAGGGUCAGGCGUAUUGGGACAGAGAGACACAGAGAGCCAAGCACCGUGCAAAGGUUUACCGAGUGAACCUGCGGACCCUGCGCGGCUACUACAACCAGAGUGGGGACGGUUCUCACACCCUCCAGGUGAUGUACGGCUGCGAAGUGGGGCCUGACUGGCGCUUCCUCCGCGGGUACAGGCAGGACGCCUACGACGGGAAAGAUUACAUGGCCUUUGCAGAGGACCUGAGCUCCUGGGUGGCGGCGGACACUGCGGCUCAGGUCACACAGCGCAAGUGGGUGCAGGCCGGUGAGGCAGAGCGAUACAGGGCCUACCUGCAGGGGAAGUGCGUGGAGUCGCUCCGCAGAUAUCUGGAGCAAGGGAAGGAGACGCUGCAGCGCGCAGACCCUCCAGAGACACACGUGACCCGCCACCCCAUCUCCAAGGAACAGGUCACCCUGCGGUGCUGGGCCCUGGGCUUCUACCCUAAGGACAUCUCCCUGACCUGGCAUCGGGAUGGGCAGGAGCUGACCCAGGAGAUGGAGCUGGUGGAGACCAGGCCUGACGGGACUGGAAACUUCCAGAAGUGGGUGGCUGUGAUGGUGCCUUCUGGAGAGGAGCAGAAUUACAUAUGCCAUGUUCAGCAUGAGGGGCUGCCUGAGCCCCUCACCCUGAGAUGGGAGUCCCCUCCUCAGCCCUCCAUCCCCAUCCUGGGGGUUGUUGCUGCUGUGAUUGUCCUUGUAGCUGUGCUCACUGGAGUAGUUGGCUUUGUGAUAUGGAGGAGGAGUAGAGCAGGUGUAAAAGGAGGAAACUACACUCAGGCUGCAAAGGGUGACAGUGCCCAGGGCUCUGAUUCCUCUCUCAUGGCUGGUAAAGCUCCAUCCCCUGCCUCCAUGUCUAGAUCCCCUCCUGUGUGCAGAGAGCCUCUCUCUCAGUGGGCUCCUCAGGAUGGUGCCACAUGGAGCCGUGGCCCUGACUUUAUAACCCUUUUGUCCCGUAGCGUGAGACAGCUGCCUUGCGGGUGACUGAGCCACUCCACGCUUCUCCAGCCCAUGCUCUGUGACCUCAAGAUCACCGAGUCACCUCCCUGAAAAUGGCUUCUGAGUGUGUCCAUGUUCCUGUGGGCAUCGGGGAGGGCUGUGAGGAGAGCAGCCGGCCCUGGGCAAGCAGGACUCCUGUCCCCACGCUGACCCGUGUUCCCUCCUGCUCAGCUCCUGUUCCAGCAGGCGUGGGCUGGGGCAGCUUCUCACAGGGAUGAGAUGGAGCAGAGUGCACACAGCUUUCCUCAGGACCCCUCUUGCUUCUGAUUCUGCCUUUAUUUUAACAGCCCCACAAUAAAUCCAGUAGCUUAGAAAAA